UUAUUCUUUGGAAUCACCUCCACCACCAUCUCCCCCCUCCUCCCCCUCCUCAUUAUCUAUCUAUACAAAGCUCCACGCCAAAAAUAUAUACAUACUUAAGAUAUAUAACUAUAUAUCAAAAAAAAUGCCCGAAAGUGAAGAAGAAAACAAGCCAACCAACUUUUACAUGAAGGGGUUGGCGGUGGCUGAGCCAGUGAUGAUGACAAUGGAUCUUGACCUUGAUGGGUCGUGGAGUUUUGACCAGAUCUUUUCAUCUGACCCUUCACCUUCUUCUUUUUUACUGUCUGCUACUGAACAAUCUUUUUCUCCUUUGUGGGCUUUCUCUGAUGAUGUUGUUAAUACCACCAAUACUAUUAUUAUUAAUAAUAAUACUAAUCAUGAUGAUGUACUUAAUGAUGCUGAUAAUAAACCUCUUGCGUUGACUUCUUCUGGAGGUGGUCAACGGCUUGUUUCAGAUGCUGAUAACCCUGAGACCAAAAAGCAAUCAAGCAAUGAUGUGAAAAGGCGGUUACCAAUGCCAAUUUUGGAGGUGAACCCAUCAGAAUAUCAAGACGCAGCGUGUAUAAUCAAAGAGAGGAUGACAAUGGCACUUCGUUAUUUCAUAGAAUUGGGUGAAAAACAUGUUCUAGCUCAGAUUUGGGCACCUGUUAAAAACAAGGGCCGUAACGUGCUCACAACCUCUGGUCAGCCCUUCGUUCUUGACCCAAACUGCACCGGACUUCAUCAGUACAGAAUGGCUUCUUUAAUGUAUGUGUUUUCUCUAGAUGGUGAAACUGAUGGAGUACUUGGGCUCCCGGGUAGGGUUUUUAGACAUAAGCUUCCAGAAUGGACUCCGAAUGUGCAAUAUUAUUCAGACAAGGAAUACCAACGGCUUAAUCAUGCUUUGAGCUAUAAUGUUCGUGGAACCUUGGCUUUGCCUGUGUUUGAACCUUCUGGGCAGUCGUGUGUUGGUGUGCUCGAGUUGAUUUUGACUUCACAGAAGAUAAAUUAUGCUCCAGAGGUUGAUAAAGUCUGCAAAGCACUCGAGGCGGUAAAUUUAAAAAGUUCAAAUAUAUUGGAUUCACCGAAUACGCAGGCAAGCAUUUUUUCUGUACCCCAGAUAUGUAAUGAAAGUAGACAACAAGCCCUAGCUGAAAUCCUGGAGGUAUUAGCAGUGGUUUGUGAGACUCAUAAUUUUCCGCUGGCUCAAACAUGGGUCCCGUGCAGGCACAGAAGUGUCCUAGCCUAUGGUGGUGGCUUCAAGAAGAGUUGUAGCAGCUUUGAUGGAAGUUGUAUGGGUCAAGUAUGCAUGUCAACAACUGAUGUCGCUUUCUAUGUUGUUGAUGCUCAUAUGUGGGGAUUUCGCGAGGCUUGUGCUGAACAUCACUUGCAAAAAGGCCAAGGGGUAGCUGGACAGGCCUUUGCAACCCGUAGUUCAUGUUUUUGUGAAAACAUAACACAUUUUGGAAAAACUGAAUACCCAUUAGUCCAUUAUGCACGUUUGUUCGGUUUAGUUGGAUCUUUUGCAAUCUGCUUGAGAAGUAGUUACACAGGUGAUGAUGAUUAUAUAUUGGAGUUCUUUCUUCCUCCUAAUAUGGUAGACUGCAAUGAUCAGCAAACAAUGUUGCGGUCACUGCUAACUUCAAUGAAGCAGCAUUUCCGUACUCUUAAGGUUGCCUCUGGUGAAGAAAUAGGAGAAGAUGGUAGAUUUGUUGAAAUUAUUAAACCAUCAGUGAAUGGUGAUGUUAUUGAUUCUGGUGUUCAGUCAAUUCGACUAUCAGAGUCCAUAAUUUCAAAUGGAGGACCGCUAGUUAAGGAGCCCAAUGCAUUAAAUGGAAAUUGUGGGAAAUCUGAGAAUGUUACCACAGUAAAAAAAUCAGAGAGAAAACGAGGGAAAGCUGAGAAGUCAAUUAGCCUGGAGGUUCUUCAGCAACAUUUUGCAGGAAGUCUUAAAGAUGCUGCAAAGAAUCUUGGAGUUUGCCCAACUACGAUGAAACGAAUAUGUAGACAACAUGGGAUCUCAAGGUGGCCUUCUCGUAAGAUCAACAAGGUUAACCGUUCACUUACCAAGUUAAAACGAGUGAUUGAAUCCGUACAAGGUGGAGAAGGAACGUUCACUAUUCCAACAUUAGCAGCCACCCAACUCCCUCUUGGGGACGACUCCCCUUGUUGGCCAAUGGCUCCAAAUGGUUCACCAACUAACCAACAAGUUUCACCUGGGUCCAUAGUACCAUAUGAACCUCCUUAUACAAAGAACGAUCAAGGUCCAACCAACCAAACAUCUGGUAGCAGAGAAGCCAGUGCUGGUAGCCCAAAUUCUCAAAGGUCAUCCCAAGAAAGUCUACGAUCUGAAGUCAAAACACAGAAUGUUGCUGCUGAGCUUUCCAUAUCUGAUGCUCUUGUAGCUCCACAAACUGAAGAACCCCUCAGAGGAAUGUUAAUUGAGGAUGCUGGAAGCUCACACGAUCUAACAAAUCUUUGCCCUGUCACUGAGCCUCUUGAUAAAGUUCAACAACUUUCUCCAAAGGUACAACCUUUCAUACCCAGGACAGAUAUGAAAACAAUAACGAUAAAGGCAAGUUACAGAGAAGAUAUAAUUAGAUUCCGUGUGGCUGCAAAUUCGGGUAUAGUCAAUUUGAAAGAGGAAGUUGCAAAGAGGUUGAAGUUAGAUGUGGGUACAUUCGAUAUAAAGUAUCUUGAUGAUGAUCACGAAUGGGUUCUUAUAGUUUGCGAUGCAGAUCUGCAAGAAUGUGUGGAAUUGUCCAUAUCAUCAGGGUGCAAUAUAAUUAGGCUUUUAGUUCAUGAUUUGUCGACCAAUCUUGGGAGCUCGUGUGAGAGUUCAGAUUAAUUACAAGUAGCAAGUUCCACACGCUAAGCCCUCAUUUGCACAAACAAGCGAUCAACAUUUCAACCCUUCUGCAUUCCACGUUUCAAAAUUUGACACAUGAAAUUGCAGAAAAAAAUGUCCCAUUUUGCUAUAAAGUUACAGAAAAACAGCUCAAGUUGUUUUUACAACCUCUUUUUUGGCGUUCGCUUUUGUAUUUUUUGUGAUAUAUUGGUCGUUUGAAAACGAAGUGUUGGAAAUAUUGAUAAUUUGUUUGAGCGAACGGGUUAGCGUUGGAAUGUUAGGGUUAGGGUUUUGAUGUAAGAUUAAGAUGUAGAGUCAUGGGGUCAUAGCAACUUUGUCCAAAUUUUAGGCAGGAAUUCUCCCCUAUUCUUUGUUGUAUAAGAUGAUACUAUUGGUGGAAAGUGUUAAUUGUAUAUUGGUUUGUUGUUUUCCUUUUUCA
Erigeron canadensis is the source of this 3266-nucleotide messenger RNA. Its product is annotated as protein NLP7-like. The record is from RefSeq and is a predicted model, not a curated record. The transcript has 6 exons. Lineage: Eukaryota; Viridiplantae; Streptophyta; Magnoliopsida; Asterales; Asteraceae. Gene Ontology annotation, molecular function: protein binding; DNA-binding transcription factor activity. Bases 125 to 2827 code for a protein of 900 amino acids.